AGCGGAUAGAGAACACAUGAGCCGUNCGACAUGGCAUCAAAGCAGGACUCGGUACUUACUCUCUUCUGUGCUGAUGAGCAUUCACCGGCUAUUCCCACCGGUAGCGAUGCAUCGGUACCGCUUGCUGGGUAUGCUUUUCUCCCAAGCAGCGCCACCGUCCCGGAGGUAGACAUCUUCCCCAGCGGCAUCGGCCACUUACAGAAGGGCCACCAGUUCUCCAUCUUCAAGAAGUCCCACGCUGAGGAGGCAGCAACAGUGGUUAACUACCUGCUAUCCCUCGACAGUUUCCAGAAGUUCAAGGAGGAUUCGGCCCGUCUCAGGCCAAUUCUGAAUGAAGGCAUCUAUCUGUAUGCUGUGUCGACGGCCGUCCUUCACCGUAAGGACACCGACGGAGCCCUGUUGCCCCCGAUAUGGGAGGUUAACCCUCGGAGCUACUUCCCAGGAACAAUCAUCAAGCGAGCGCUCGACCUGGCUCGAAACAGACGCGAUAAAGAUGACAGCUCGCCUCCUCCCGCCUUCAUUACGGGCAACUAUCGCGACCCGGAGUUCAAGCUGGCCUGGUGGAGAGAAGAUUGUAGCUUUAAUUCCCACCACUUCCACUGGCACCAGUCCUACCCAUGGACAGGCAUCGAGGGAAAGACCAAGGACCGACAGGGGGAGCUCUUCUACUACAUGCACCAGCAGAUGUUAGCCCGCUACGAUGCCGAGAGAAUAGCUGUAGGUCUCACGAGAGUGGAACCCUUCUGCAACUGGCACCUCCCUAUUGCGGAAGGCUACAACCCCCAGUUGACAGACUAUUAUGGGACCUAUCAGUUCGCUGCCCGGCCGGCAGGGAUGAUUCUCGCCGACAAUUGGCGCGAUCCUUCUGACCCCACGCUGAUCAUUCAACAGGAGUACCACCGGAACCGCCUCCUAGACGCCAUCAAUACCGGGAAGUUUGAAAAGCCCGAUGGCAGUAAAGUGGCCGUAGACAUCGAUGGUCUUGGCGCAGCCAUAGAGGCAAAUGUCAGCACUCCCAAUCCACACCUGUACGGAUCCGUUGGGAUUCACAACCGCGGUCACGACAUCCUGGCAGGAAUUACUGAUCCAGACCUCCGUUACAAUCAGGCUGGGGGAGUCAUGGGCGAUACUGCUGCCGCCAUCCGGGACCCAAUGUUCUUCCGCUGGCACAAGUUCGUCGAUGACCUGUUCUUUCUGCACAAGAUCAAGCUUACACCGUACACUGAGGCUGAACUCAGUUUCGAGAAGGUUAAAGUAGACUCUGUGAAGUUGCAGAUAGGUGGAAAAAACAUGGUGAGAGAUCGAUCUAAGUCUGUAAAACUGUAUUUUGAUUUUUGUGUAACUGAAUUGAACUGUACCUUCCUCAAAAUGACAGGACCGGCCGAUAUUCUGACGACUCGCAUGGAGAAUGUAGAGGUGGACAUCGCGAAUGACAUGUUCCUACGUCAAGGUGACAAGCCCAAUACUGAGGCCAAAGUUACCGUCAAGCAGGUCAACCAUGACAACUUUAACUACAAAAUUGGGGUUGAAAACAAGCGCGGGAGAAAUAUGAGGGUAGCCGUCCGCAUCUUCAUGGCUCCAUCUUCUGACGCAGAGGGGGCCCAAUUUUUGUUGGAUACGCAGCGUCGUCUGUUUAUCGAAAUGGACAAGUUCGUGACUACACUGGAAAAAAAUGGAAUGAACACCAUUACACGCAGCUCCGCCGAUUCCUCUGUGAUCAAACCACGUGAGCUAACCAUCGCAGAAUUGAGGAAGAGAGUCCUCCAGAAGUCGGAAGUCCAGGAUAAGGACUGCUGCCGCCCGGAUCGGUACUGCGAAUGCGGCUGGCCAGAGCACAUGCUGGUACCCAGGGGUACAGCGGAAGGAAUGAAGUUCGAUCUCUUCGUCAUGGUUACCGACUGGGCAAGCGACAGCAGCACUGACGACUUAGAUCGGGGUACCAGUUACUGCGGUGUGAAAGACAAGAAGUACCCAGACAAGCGUGCUAUGGGUUUCCCGUUUGACCGUAAGAUCGACAAGAGCCUCUACAAGAGCGUGUUCGAUUUCGCAAGGGGGUUUCCUAAUAUGAAGUGUGUCCCCAUAAACAUAAAAUGGGUAUCUGGCCCGUAAUCUAAGAAAAAUCCAAACGGAAAAUGAGCCAAGUAAGUACAAGAGUACAGUAAGGCUGAGCACAGUACAUAUGUAUCAGUUUGACACAUCAUGAAAAAAAAGAGUCAUUUCAAGUAGUCUUUAAAAUAGUGACAAUUUCUGGUUGAGCACAAGCUGUUAAUUUGCAGUGUUUUAAACGCAGGUGAAAUGUAAAUCAAAGUAGAGAAAAUUAGGCUUGUAUUUUUAUAAGUACCGCGAACUAUUUCCGUUUAUUUAGAUCAAGAUAGUUGAUAUUUCUCUCAAGAAUUUUUGGGUUUUGUUAGUACUUAAAGGUAUCAGCUUUCUCAUAUCAAUACUGUGGUUGCGAAUUGUCUAAUUUAACCUUGGUACAAUAGAAGCAAACGCCACUGCUUUUGUUCCUUAAAUGAAUGUUUUAUUAUUAAGAAGCAACACAUUAUUAUGAAGUAACACAUACCAAAGUGUGUCUAGAGCAUAUAAGAUGCACUCUAAAAUACCGAAAAUGCCAAAAGCCGCUGUUGUAAGUAUUGAUUUUACUUUUUGCUUCCUUUUUUAUAACUGUUCUUAAUGUCAAUUACUGUAAGGCAAGAUACAAAGCGAUCAAGAUAAACAAAUUCAUCUACGUGAGGAUAAAUUUGAAAUUUAAAAAAGUACAAGAAAAAGGUUCGAAAAUAAACAAUUCCUGAAAGUUUAGACUAAUGGGUUCAUUUGGAGGUCCAAUUGCAGAAAUAAUACUUUCGUAGUUCCAGGUGUUAGGCACUUGAGCACAGUUAUACAUAAAGUAUUUUGUAUGUAAAAACAAGCUUAAAUGCAUUAAAAUGUAUUAAUUCCUCCACAUUAAACUCCAAUGGUGACGGUGUUUAUAGUUUUCGUUUUUAAGGAACAUGUUUUGAAUGUUUUUGUUUUUGACUUAAAGCAUUAACAAUGUAUUAAAUUUCAAUUUUAUCUUUCAUUGACUUUUACUUGUAUUUGCGAUAUUCGUGUGAGACCACUUUAUCGUCUUAUAACUGUUCUUAAUAGUAAGUUAAUUGCUUGAUAGUUGGGAAGAAGCUGCGUAGAGAUAUGAACUAAUUCGUGAAACAUUUUUUUCUGGUAUAGAUUCAGAAUAAGAGAAUGCAGACCAACAGUCCUUGAGUUCAUUUUAAAGCACAGUAGCACAAUUCCAUUUAAAAAGCACAAUUUAAAGGACCUUUAGUUUUUCUAGGUACGUGUACAUUAUUUUUUAACAAUGCUUGGAUUCUAUUUAACAGUUAUUAAUCAUAUUAAUCUUGCCCUGAUAUACGUGAUAUCAUAGAGGAAGGACACAGAAGGAGUUUGAACUGCCCGGGCUAUAACAUCUGGCCAAUUACCACUUUCUGGCAUGCCAGGUAUGUCCGUGGCAAGAGCGCAGCGAGAGCUUGCCACUCACCAUCUGUGUCACACCCACGAAACCCCCAUCGCCACAGCAAUUUGACGCUGGUAAUCUGCAUCCUCAAAACUUUGUGUACUGAGGUAUAGGAAAUGGAAUAUUCAUACAUUUGUUGGUGUUUGG
Molecule: messenger RNA, 3637 nt
Organism: Acanthaster planci (crown-of-thorns starfish)
Lineage: Eukaryota; Metazoa; Echinodermata; Asteroidea; Valvatida; Acanthasteridae
Product: hemocyanin AA6 chain-like
Molecular function (GO): oxidoreductase activity
Source: RefSeq, a predicted model, not a curated record